AUGGGGAACUCGUCGGACAGCUCAGACGAUGGAAAAUCAUCACGGUUUUCGUUCAAAAAACUCGAUCGUUACAACUGGGCCGAAUGGAAGACUCGGUUCGAGAACAUCAUCACCGCCAAGGGCUAUGAAGACAUCAUGAAGGACGAAUGGGUCAAAGCCAACAAAGAUACACCCGAAUUUCGACAAAUGUCAGCCUGGUGCAUGAAUCGCUUGUACUCAUCGGUUAAGGAGGAGUUACACCCGGUCGUUAGUGCACACAACGGCGAUAUCUAUGGUGCAAUUCACGCCUUAGGUGCUGCUUGCGGCGAGAAGUCCAUCAUCAGUCUCUGUGAUAAACUCAACGCAAUAAUCAAUUGCACCUACAUGCCGGGAUCAUCGCUGGUUCAACAUCUUACGACGUUCUGA
Molecule: messenger RNA, 405 nt
Organism: Puccinia graminis f. sp. tritici CRL 75-36-700-3
Lineage: Eukaryota; Fungi; Basidiomycota; Pucciniomycetes; Pucciniales; Pucciniaceae
Exons: 1
Coding region: 1-405 (134 amino acids)
Source: RefSeq, a predicted model, not a curated record